This is a messenger RNA of Pyricularia oryzae 70-15, 977 nucleotides long. RefSeq lists its product as uncharacterized. The record is from RefSeq and is a predicted model, not a curated record. Bases 174 to 782 code for a protein of 202 amino acids. The transcript has 2 exons. Lineage: Eukaryota; Fungi; Ascomycota; Sordariomycetes; Magnaporthales; Pyriculariaceae.
CAUGUCAAAAUUGCAACAACAACUCUGAGCUUCGCUUGCUUCGGGUUUUUUUAAUUAUUGGUCGGAUUUUUAUCCAAAUAUAUUUCAUUCCUUUCAAGAAAGGUUACUUCUCAUAUUCUACUCUGAGAACCUUCCAAUCCGUUCCAAAACCCCACCCUCUCAUACCAUUAAACAUGUCGUCUUUAUUCACCGGCACGACGCAGUUCGCGCACAAGAGCAAGCUACCCGCCGGCGCCACCAAGGCCUCGGGUAUAGCCAUGCUGCACGACCACGCCUUCUACCUCGAGUGCGACCCGCACCUGGUCAAGUCCAGCGAGCUGGACGCGACCAAGGCGGCGUCCCUCAAGAAGACGUCCAAGCUGCCCAAGGGCAUCGAGGCCGUUUCCGAGACCAAGUACUACGAGGUUCACGACCUGGUCCACAACCUGCCCGGCGGCAUGUGGGACUCCAACGUGGUCAGCAGCUAUGAGAUGACCAACACGCCAGAGGGCGUGUUUGUCCGCAUCCGCAGCCCCAUGAGCGUCGUUAUGGACACCUACUGGACCAUCAGGGAGAUGCCGGCCGGUGAGGUGGCGGAGAAUGGCGACAAGACUCCUGGUGGGCUGGCUAUUGUCGAGGAGAUCACCAUCAGCGCGCCGAGGUUGGUCGUGGGCAUCGUCAAGGGGCUCUGCGAGGGUGGGUGGAAGCAGAUUCACGACAAGAUGCUCGCACGGUUCGAGCCAGAGGGUAAGGCUACAGCAGCUGCAUCCACGGCGGCGCCAGCGGCAGCGGCUCCGGCCUAGGCGGAAACUUGAUGUAGUUUUGACUGGUGCAUAUAUCAUACGUAUUACAGCCAUAAUAUUUGUUUUGUUGGGUUGGUUGAUAUACACAAACAGUUAGGUUAAGACAAGCAGUCAAACAGGAAAAAGUAAAGCUCCCCUACAUCAAGCUAGAACGUCCUCCAAUCUCCAUAGAAGGCUGCCCGUCUUUCAUCUGCC